This is a messenger RNA of Pangasianodon hypophthalmus (striped catfish), 2806 nucleotides long. RefSeq names its product ADP-ribosylation factor-like 16 (gene arl16). The transcript is spliced from 5 exons. Gene Ontology annotation, molecular function: GTP binding; GTPase activity. The record is from RefSeq and is a predicted model, not a curated record. The coding region runs from base 1138 to 1731 and encodes 197 amino acids. Lineage: Eukaryota; Metazoa; Chordata; Actinopteri; Siluriformes; Pangasiidae.
CUGGAACAGGUUUGAACAGCUGGAAGUACAGCUGUGUCAGAGGAGUGAGCCUGCUGAUUUAGGAGAGCCUCCCUCUACUCUGCCCACGGUGAGCUGUCUGUUUAUGAGAGAAGAUUAAUAUAUGCAACAGAUGUCCAUUUUAUCAGAUCCACCACCAUACAGCAUACAGUUAUCUGUCAGUCCCUCAAUCAAAACACCAUAUGGUCAAAAGUGUGUGGACACCUGAACAUCACACCCAAUUGUCUGGAAUGUCUUUGUAUGCUGUUGCUUUACAAUUUCCCUUCACUGGAACUAAGAGGCGCAAACCUGUUCCAGCAUAGUAAUGCCCCUGUACACAAAGCGAGCUCCAUGAAGACAUGGUGUGUGAAGGUUGGUGUAGAAGAACUCGAGUGUCCUGCACAGAGCCCUGACCUCAACCCCACUGAACACCUUUGAGAUGAACUGGAACACCGACUGAACCCCAGACCUCCUCACCAAAAUCAGCGCCUGAUCUCACUAACGCUCUUGUAGCUGAAUGAACACAAAUCCCCACAAACACACUCUAAAAUCUAGUGGAAAGACUUCGCAGAAGAGUGGAGGAUAUUAUAAUAGCAAACACAGGGAGAAUAAAUCUGGAAUGGGAAGUUCAACAAGCACAUAUGGGUAUGAUGGUCAGGGGUACCUAUACUUUUGGCUAUAUAGUGUGUUUCUGGUCAGUAAUACAGCUCUCGUGUAUGAUGAAGCUACGAAGGUGCUCGGAGUGGCAGCGGAGAUAGCAGUGUAAUGCAGUGUAGCAGGUUUUCAGUGCAGUCACAUCCCCUGCGCUGAGAAAUGAAGGUUGCUGUAGUGUGAUUUAGGACAAGUCCAGAGGAAGCAGGCUUGUGAAAUUUUUGUGGUAGUAACAGCCGGAUGCGGAAGGUAUGAGAACCGCUGGAGGAACUUGUUUGGAAAUAGAAUUGAAACCGUCCGAUCAUACACCAGGACAUCGUAAAAACACUACUGCAGUACUGUGGUGGUGCUGAAGUUAUUAAACACCUCAAUGUUGCUGCUCAAAAAUCUCAGGACAACAACAGGGCUUUGGUCAGACACUGACGCUGACGAAGGCUAGACAACAUUCAGUGAUCUUCAGGGAGGUCGGUCUUUAGUCUGGCUGGUGUCAUGGUGGAUCCGGAGUCAGUCCUGAGAACAGUGUGUGUGAGGCAGGAACACACCCCGGAUAAGACGCAAGUCAAUCGCAGGGCACCUUGCACACACACACACACACAUUCCCAUCCACCAGUUCACCUACUGGCAUGUUUUUUUUUUUUUUUUGGACGUGGGAGGAAAGUGAAGAACCAGAGGAAACCAAGACAGGUGGGCACCAACCUGACCGAUCUGACCCUGAGGAAGAGGAGAGUGACUGUGAGAGAGUUAGGAGGCUGCAUGGGCCCUAUAUGGCCCAGCUACUUCAGGGACUGCACAUCUGUUAUUUUCAUGGUCGACUCUGCCAACAUCACACAGAUUUCCUCCUCCUGCAUCCAGCUGCUGGGCGUUCUCUCGGCCGAGCCGCUCCGGUCCGCCUCUGUGCUCGUGCUGUUCAACAAGAGGGACCUUCCAUGCACCAUGUCGCUAGAGGAAAUGAAGUCACUCUUCAGGAUGGAUGACAUCAUUGCCUCCGCUCCUCAAUCGAUCACAGUUUUAGAGCUCAGUGCUCGCUCUGGAAAGGGCCUUCAGGAAGUGCUCAACUGGCUGGACUCGACUCAACCUGACUGACCUGAUAACAGAUCGUGGAAGAUACUGACACACAGAACUUAACCUUACAGAAUGAUGCACACAUCUGAGUUAGGACUGCACCAUGGUCAGAACAGCUUAAUGUUUCUCAAGCCGAGUUAAAAUGCAGCGGAGGUGAUCUAAUCCGCUCAACAUCAUCUGCAUUACUUCACACUUUUGUGCCUGAUGAUGUGAUAUGACAAGAAUAAGUUGAACUUCAGUCUCGCUAUGAAGACGCUAUGAUGAUGCUUGGAUAUGACUCACAGCAAACAGUCAACCGAUGCGAUAUUAAAUAGUUUGAGCCAGUAUUCCAGGAAUUUUCACACUUGCCCUUUUGCACCAAAAAGUAGUGUGAUUGAGUGCAAAAUGCAGUUUUUAAACACAAAUGUGAUCCAAGGAGUUCUGGUCCAUCUCAAGUGGCCACUUUUUCACUGAAAACAUCAGCCAAUGUCCAACCAUAGUGUAGAGAUGUAAAUGAAUACAUUAUUCGGAAUGAACAGAUACAAAUAAAAAUAUAUUUAAUGCUUUCCAGAAAGAUCCAUAGGGCAUCGGGUUGAGAUGAGACUAGAGGUGUGUAUUGAGACUGAGAUCUCACAGGAUGCAGUAACAAAAAAAGCCUAAUAAUAAUAAUAAUAAUAAUAAUAAUAAUAAUUGCAUUAGUGGGAAGUGUUUACUUUAAAUGUAGGAAUGAGCAAGCAGUCAGAUAUGAAGCUUGCGGGACAAAGAAAGACCGCUACUGUGUGAUGCAUUCACAUAUUCAUCAGUAACUGCCUGGUCAGGGCUGCAGUGGUUUAAAUGAGGCUACUAAUUUGUGUAUAUUUUGCUAAAUUAAAUAAAAUAAAAUGCUAAUAAAAUUUAAUCAAUUAGAAAAUAUCACAAGCUGAUGCAAACAAAAGCAGUUAUUGUGUCAGUGGGAUUAAAACACAGUUCUCUGCAUCUCUAGUUGAGACCAGUUAUGCAUUGGCGUGAUGUAGCUGAGGUUGAGAAACUGUCAGAGCCAGAAUUCACACACACCGUGCUGACACUGCUGUCAUUUCUUCAUAUUUCAUUCAAAUAAUAAAUCUGGUUUAGGCCACAA